GGCAGCCCUGCGGUUAUAUCCCCGGGACAGGCAGUGUGAGGGGGGAGACAGGAAGGGGGAAUAAGGGGCCCCUCUGCUUCUGUGUCCUCCCCACCCCACUACCUUCCUGGGUGGGCUUGGGGCAAAGGCCCAGACACUCUCCUGGCCCCAGAUCCUGUCCUGGGGCCUGGACGCCUGGGGUGGAGAUGCCCUGGUGGUGUAUGUUGUGUGUGGGGUCCAAGUGGGCUCACCCUGGAGUGGAGCCCCCCUAGAGAAACCUCAGAAACCAAAGUGGGGGGCACCCGUCCUGGACUCCUCAGGGCCCUGGCUGAGCUGAGGGGGUGCGGCCUACAGCCUUUCCUUUCUCCCCCGUCCCCCCUCCCUUCUCGCCCCACUUUCCUGCCUGAAGCGGGGGCAGCUGGAAGGGGAGGGGACAGAGGGAAGAAGGGCCUGCCUGUCUGGGCCCUGGAGCGGCCCUGCCCCCACCCUCCACGGAGGUGGGCUGGACGGGCUGCGGUGGGCUUGACCUCGAGCCAGCUCCCCAGGGACCCGAGAAGUGAGAGGGGUGGGGGAGCCAGAGCCGGGAGCAGCAGACUUUGAGAACAGAGAGUGCCUGUGCGCAAGUGGGGGAGGAAACUUCCAGGGUCCCCUGGGGUCAGCUCCAGGACAGUUGCCAUUUUUAAUCUGCACAAGAGACUUAGAAGGAGCCGCGAGGGCUGUAACCUAGAUCCGCUCCAGCCGCUCCCAGCAGUGCAGCCCAAGAACAGCCCCCUCCCCCUGCCGUGUCCCCAGACAGGCUGAGCGGACCCUUGUGGAGACCCCAUCCAGGGGCUUCGGGGGCCUUGUGGGGUCCUGCCUACUCUGGACUGGAUUUGUGCCCCACUCCCAGUCUCCAGACUCUUCCCCUCCUCCUCCAUCUGGGGUGUAGGUGGAGGGCUCAUGAAGGAGCUCCACUAGUGAGCCCCCAGGACUGACACCUGACCUAAGCAGAAGUCGGCUUCAGCCCACCCACUCAGGCAGGUGGGAGACCCACACCCCAGGAAGGAUGGCCUAAGGCCACCCUUGGGCCUAAGGACAGCUACCCCUACCCAGUCCACACCCAGGCUGUCUCCUGCUCUCCAGAGGAGAGCUGAGGGUUCAGCUCCUGAGACCCCACCCCUCCCACCACGCUUCCAGCUUCUUUACUCUUAGGGUGACUGCCGAGACCCAGGCUGCUUCUGGGGGUGGAAUGGGGGCUUCCCAGUAACAGUUUCCAAAGAGGAACUGCCACACCCCUGGGGCAGCAGGAGGAGGUGACCAGUGCUGGGGUGGGGACUCCAGCUCCCUCCAGUUCUCAAGGACCUCUGUGUGGGCCACCUCUUUGGAGAUACCGCCCCCAUUCUGUCUCACCACCAGGAGAAAAAUGUUGAUAGUUCUGUGUGAAGGAACAGGAAAGAGAGGCAACUUCUGUGCCCUCUGGGGACCUGGGCCCACCCCUGCCACAGAGUCUGAGUCCCCAGGAGAGAUUCUAUGGGUGGGGACCAGGGCUCCAGCUGGGGAGGCGGCUGGGGCAAGUGGAUGAGAAGCCAUCUCAGGCCUUCUACUCUGGGUCCCCUUUCCCACCACCACCACUGGUUUUCAGGGACCCAUGCUGAAAACGUACCAUGCCAACCCCCAAAACCUGCCUCCCAGGCCAAGCGUACCUUCUUUCCAUCACCCCCAACCUGCAUAAUCUCCCCUUGCCAGAGCCACGGCUGGCUGAGAUCCAGGCCAUGGUUUCCAUCUGGCCACCAUGAGAGAGGCUGGCCAGUCUGGGGGUCCCACAGGUGAGGGGCCUCCCAGGGGCAGUAGGCAAAAAGCAGGUCUGGACUGCCUGACUGAGGGAAUGGCUCCUGGUGCCUGGUCAACUGGUCAGGAUCAGUCAACAUUCAUUAAACUUAUACACAGACCAGCAAAUACUGAACCACCACACUCCUGGCCAUGCUGGGGAGCUCCCUACAUGACUCAGGCCAGCACAAGCCUUUGAAAAAGCAAUCUGGCAUCCCCCACCACCCCCGGGCACACUCAGGACUCUGGUGAGGAAGCCCUGAGAGGGAGGGUCCUUGGGCAAGGGCACUGCUGGCAGCCACGGCUGAAGGGAAAGAUCUGGAAAUCUGGGUCCCCACCAGCAGAGGGGGCACUGGGGCAUUAGUGUCUCGUGUGGAGAGGAGUGACUGCUGGCAUCUGCAGGCAUGCAGUGAUGCUCAUGAGAAAGGCCAACUGCCCAGCAACGUACACAUGAUAAAAUACCCCACUAGCCGGGCCUGUGGGUGGACAUGUCUGUGGGCAAGAAGAGAAGGUUAUGGUCUCUGGGUACAAGAGAGGAGCCUGGUAAGGACUGUUAGCUUCCCUGCACCCUGCAUGACUCAUGGCAGGGAGCCCAUGUGACACUGUGAAUAACAUCAUGUAGCCAGCACCUUACAUCAAAGCCUGGGGGGUGGCUGCAGCAUUGGGAAGGAUGAGCCCCCCUCCAGGGGCUCCCAGCCAGCAGUGUACCUGGAGUGUGCAGUAACGUUCCCAGUCGUGCAGGGGACCCUGGGGACCAUCUUGGGAGCUGGGCUGUGUGCGGCCUGUGCACAAUGCAGCCCCCAGGAGUGGUUUCUUUACCCUGACAGGGGGGCAGUGGGAGGGGAGGCUGAGACUGACCUGCAGGAAGGCAGGAGAGGGUGUAGGCGUGCAUGGCUCCCCACAAACCCCGCCAUCCGUGAGGGCGCCGGUAACUCUGUGACUCCAGAUGUUCAGCAGCUGUCUUGGCCAUUUCCGCCCUCCUCUGACCCCGCAUCCGCCAGGAAGCGUCCCCUCCUGGCCUCAGGCUCCCAGCCACCCCCCACCUUCCCUGCACCCCAUUUCCUGAGCAGAGGCGUUUGUGCAGACUCAGCUCCCCUCCCGUGGGGCAGCGGCAGCUUUCCCAAGGACAGCACUGCCUCAGAGCCUGGACGCCCCUGUGAGGGCUCUGAUUCCACCCCCGCACUCCAGCCUCUGGGACUGGUUUUCUUUCUCUCCUUCCUUCCUUCCCUGAGGUUGGCAGCCUAUAUCAGGGCCUCUGGGGAAGCUGAGCAGAACUGGCCAGGAGGGAGCCCUGCUCACCAGGGGAGGGCGGAGGCCAGAGGUCAGAGAGCCCAGCCGACCCAGGCUGAGGCGGUGGGGGGGAGUGCAUGCUCAGAUGUCGCCUGGUGGACACUGCUGGGUGGCCUCUGGGCCACUGCUGGGUGGACACUGCUGGGUUCACAAUUCCACCUUCCCUGAGCAACUGGGACACAAGAGGCCACUGUGGCUACAGCUGGUCCAGUCUAGUGGGGUCUCCUGGAAAGGAGACAGCUGGAGGAGGGCUCCUUUCUUGUCACGUGCCUUCCUGUCUUAACAGAGCUGAUGGUUCUGGGGCAUUUGGGCUCCCAUGGGCUGGGGGCAGGGCUGGGGGUCAGGGCUCAGGCCAGACACAGGUUAAGGGCUCUGGGGGCGGGGACAGCAGCUCCAGCCUGCUGACCUCUGCCCCCUCUCCUCCGAGCUUCCUGCUCCUCCAGGGGAGCCAAGGGCAGAUAGGUGGGCCUGGCCAAAGGAAAGCCUCUAUUUCCAACCAAGAUGGGAGGCUGCCCCCAGGAGGGCACUGGUCCUCCGCACCACACCUGUCUUUGCGGGACCAUCCUGCAGUAUGCCCCACUGCAUCCUCUGUGUCUGCCGGGACUCGGACUGAGGACGCCACAGGGCCUCUGCUCUGCUGCUGGGGUUGCUCCUGAGGGCUCACAAGAUGAACCUGGAGCCUCUGAGUCUGCACUUUCCCCCCACCCCCCAUGCUAGGAUAUGAGUUUAUGAAAGAAGUUCCUAGGAGAGGAAAUGCCCACAUCCUCCCCAAGGUCCCAUCUCUACCUCUGACCUCAGGGCCGGGUGGACAGCUCAGAAGGGCCAGGACCACCCACUCCCCUAAACAGCUGUGCCCAUCACCUGACCCAGGUCCCCCCACUGCCCCUGCUGCCACCCAAGAUGCAGGAGAGAGGUGAGGUGGUUACAGGGCAGAAGGAAUAGGAGUGGAGCCCUUGUCUAGGGGGACAGUGGACCCUGGGCCACCCUCUCGGGUCUCAGGACCUAACUGAUGAGUGAAACAGCCCAGAGUGGAACAGGAGCUGGAUGAUCAGAAAGAUCUGGACUUCAGGGCCUGGGGGGAGGCGUCCUGGGGGUUAAGUUUCCAGACUUAGCAAAAAACCAGGAUAUCCAGUUAGAGUUGAACUUCAGAUAAGCAAUAUUUUCAUAUGAGUAUGUUCCAUGCAAUGUUUAGGACAUACUUAUACUCAGAAAGCUUCGGUUGUUUGCUUGAAAUUGAACUUUAACUGGAUUUUCUGUAUUUUACGUGGCAAUGGGGGUGGAGGAUGGACAUUCAACCCUCUCAGCUCACUCACUGCCUAUUGACCCCUCCUGCCCACAAACCCUAAAGGACAGCAGUGAUCUUUAGCUCUGCUUCCCAAGCCAGGUGGUGGCUGACUGGGCCAGCAAUGCCUCCAACUCAGCUGCACAGAGCAUUAGAGCAGAGCAAGCUUGGGCCUGGAGCCCCUCCCCAGAGGGCUGGGCUCCAGGCCUCCUGGGUUCCAAGGAGUGGGCUGGGUUUGCCAAAUUCCCUUUUAGGUCCAUGCAACUGUUGAAGGCGCCCCAGGAGCCUGGCUCUUCCCUGCCUCCCUGGGGACUCUGUCUCGCCCUCAUCAGGUGGGCCAGCUCUCACUGGUGCAGGACAGAAAGGAGAACCCAAUAAAGCCUUCCAGAAAAGAGGAAGGGACAGCUUGUGGGGUGGUUUCUGGGGGAGGAGAGCUCAACCAGGGGCUCAAAAUGAGGAACACUGGCCAGGAAGGACCCACCUGGAGAAGGUCAUUGCCUCUGCAGGCGCCAGUGGAAAGAGGAUCCAGAACAGGCGGGGGUUUCCAGCCUGCGCUCACCCCUUCCUGGGAAAGAAGGUGCGGAGGGCCGGGGCGCAGGCAGUGAGCAAAGAGCCCCAGCAGCUAGCCUCCACUGCUCCCUCAAGGACUUCCUGAGCUUUGCCCCUGCCCCUGGAGUGCUGGGCAGAGAACCGCUCCUCCAACCCACUCUCCUCUCCCUCACUCUGCCUGUGGGGGAGCCGGGGCCCAUGUAGCCUUUUCAGACUCUCACAGCCUGAUCCCCAGCGCUGCUUCCCCCUGCCUCUGGUCCCUCUCUCACCAGGGUGGGUACUUUGGAAGGUGGGUGGGUGGUUCUCACAGCAAGCUGGUUCAAGGUGGUGGGCGGCCCUGCAUUUUUCUCAGUGAGACCCAGUAAGAGGUCAGCACUGUUGAUUUCCGACCUGUGUGUCCACCUACAGCUCAGGGAGGAGGGGGUGGGGCGCUGCUCAGGCUUGGGUGGAGGUGGGCUUGCCCUUAGGUGAGAGGCUAAUGAAAUCUCGAGGAUUCGGGUCAGAGAAGGCCUGUUGAGGCUGUGGCUGCGCCGAGGUCCUGAGGCUGUGUCCUGGGGGGCGGGGCAGAACUGGGUCCACCACGCCUGCGAACCCUUUGUGCGCCCACCACGGGUCUCUCCCCAGGCAACGGUGACUCACAAAGCCAGCCCGAGCCAGGCAAAGGCCGACUUCCCUGGGCCCCAGCGGGCUCAGGUCACAAAAGCCUCGAGGGCCAAGCCCCAAAGAGACAUGUCCUGAGGCGGCCUAGCGCGUGCCUACCCCUGCCGCCGCCCGCUGGGCCGGGCCUGGGCCUCCCACCACCACGGCGACCCCGGGCCAGUGACUGGGUCUUAGGGCUCGGUCAGCACUCAGGGCCUCGUGCCCAUGUGCGUGGUCUGCUUUGUGAAAGCGCUGGUGCACGUGUUCAAGAUCUACCUGACAGCCAACUACACCUACAACUUCCGCGGCUGGCCGGUGGACUUCCGCUGGGAUGACGUGCGCGCCGCCGCUGGGAGCGGCAGCAGUCACCGCGCGCUGACGUGCGCGGCGGCUGCGGCGGGCGUGUGGCUACUGCGGGGCGCAGCGCUGGGCGAGGAAUCGCCGGUUCGGCCGCCGCGCGCAGUGCGCAGCCAGGCGCAGUGCCUCCUGCAGCAGAUCCGCGAGCUGCCCAGCCAGCUCGCCAGCUACGCGCUGGCCCACUCGCUGGGCCGUUGGCUUGUGUACCCCGGCUCCAUGUUCCUGAUGACACGCGCGCUGCUGCCGCUGCUGCAGCAAGGCCAGGAGCGCCUGGUGGAGCGCUACCGCGGCCGGCGCGCCAAGCUGGUGGCCUGUGACGGCAACGAGAUCGACACCAUGUUCAUGGACCGCCGCCAGCACCCGGGCAGCCACGGCCGCGGCCUGCGUCUGGUCAUCUGCUGCGAGGGCAACGCCGGCUUCUAUGAGAUGGGCUGCCUAUCGGCGCCGCUGGAGGCUGGCUACUCGGUGCUGGGCUGGAACCACCCGGGCUUCGGGGGCAGCACAGGCGCACCGUUCCCUCAGCAUGAUGCCAAUGCCAUGGACGUGGUGGUCAAGUACGCGCUGCACCGCCUGCACUUCCCGCCCGCACACGUGGUGGUCUAUGGCUGGUCUAUUGGCGGCUUCACGGCCACAUGGGCCACCAUGACGUACCCGGAGCUGGGCGCGCUGGUGCUCGAUGCCACCUUCGACGAUCUCGUGCCGCUGGCCCUGAAGGUCAUGCCCCACAGCUGGAAAGGGUUGGUGGUGCGCACGGUUCGUGAGCACUUCAAUCUCAACGUGGCCGAGCAGCUGUGUCACUACCCUGGGCCGGUGCUGCUGCUCCGGCGCACACAGGACGACGUGGUCAGCACCUCGGGCCACCUGCGCCCCCUGCCGUCGGGCGUCGUGGAGGGCAACCGCGGCAACGAGCUGCUCCUGCGCCUGCUGCAGCACCGCUACCCAACUGUGAUGGCGCGCGAGGGCCUCGCCAUCGUGACCCGCUGGCUGCGCGCAGGCAGCCUGGAGCAAGAGGCCGCCUUCUAUGCGCGCUACCGCGUGGAUGACGAAUGGUGCCUAUCCCUGCUGCGCUCCUACCUCACGCGCUGCGAGGACCAGCAGGAGGACGAGGAGGCCUGGGGGUCGCAUGGGCUAGCCUUCCCCUGGCUAGUGGGCCAGGGCUUGAGCCCGCGGCGGCGGCGGCAGCUCGCGCUGUUCUUGGCACGCAAGCACCUCAAAAACGUGGAGGCGACCCAUUGCAGUCCGCUGGAACCCGAGGACUUUCAGUUGCCCUGGAGGCUGUAGACCGUGCUUCUGCAGGUCCCUUCCCCACCCCCACCCCAAACCAGUAAAGCUGGCCCUGCCCUGGAUCCCGACCUGGUGUCUGGCGGAGGAUGGGGGAGUGCAAAGGGAUCUUGCACUCUCUCCCACACUGGGGUGUCCCCUCUCUCCUGUCUCUUUUUCUCUCCAACACUUGUGAACCGUUCCAAUCUGCUCCCAGCUGGUAAAGGGAAUGCAAAGAUUAACCUGACCCAG
Messenger RNA from Odocoileus virginianus texanus, 7414 nucleotides. It is a transcript of the gene ABHD16B, whose product is annotated as abhydrolase domain containing 16B. The record is from RefSeq and is a predicted model, not a curated record. Lineage: Eukaryota; Metazoa; Chordata; Mammalia; Artiodactyla; Cervidae. Gene Ontology annotation, biological process: phosphatidylserine catabolic process; monoacylglycerol catabolic process. Gene Ontology annotation, molecular function: monoacylglycerol lipase activity; glycerophospholipase activity. Gene Ontology annotation, cellular component: endomembrane system.